AUGGACAACAGUCGACCUCUGAGCUCGUUCCGCCUGCUAUCCUUUGAUAUAUUCGGCACUUUGAUCGACUGGAAAGCCGGCAUCCAUGGAGCCCUCGAGCCAUUAAUCCAGCGACUCGACGACUCGAACCCCUUAAAGUCCGAUCCCAAGGCCCUGGGAGCUGAAUACGACAAGCAUGAGCGAGCUAUCCAGCCAAAGAACCCGCAGUUAACCUACAACUUGGUCCUCAAGUCGACCUACGAGAACCUGGCGAGGGAGUUAGGGGCGGCUCCCGCAGACGAACAUGUCCUCGACACAGAGGGAACAGCCUUUAGCAAGAGCAUUGGUCACUGGCCGCCGUUCGACGACACUGUCGCUGCCAUGCGCCGUCUGAAGAAGAAGGGCUACAAACUUGUCCCCCUGUCGAACGUGGACCAUGAGUCGUUCUCCAAGACCCUCGCAGGACCACUGGGCGGACUGCGUGAAGGACUGGGAGAAGGGGAACCGUUCUUCGAUGCCAUUUACACAGCACAAGAUAUUGGAUCGUACAAGCCCGAUCUACGCAAUUUUGAGUAUCUCGUUUCACACGUCAGGUCUGAAUUCGGAGUCGAGCCGACGGACAUCCUCCAUGUCGCGCAGAGCCUGCACCACGACCACGAGCCGGCGAAGAAGAUGGGACUGCAUAGUGUCUGGAUUGCUAGAGGGCAGGGCGAUGCGGCCGAGUAUGCAGGGAAGGUCGCCUUUGGAUGGCGGUUUAGCGAUCUAGCUGCGCUGGCAGACGCUGUCGAACGGGAGCCUAAAGAGAAGAAUGAUAGUAAAGAAGUAGAAGAGAAUUUUCGAAAACCGCCCGACCUUUUGACCUUUUGCAUAUCUCCAACUUCCAGCCAAGUCGCAGCCAACGCCCAUCCUCACGCCGACAGGUUCAUCUCACGCUCAACGCAGGUUCUAGGGCUCUGGGUUGCUUUCUCCGGCAAUCCGCUACCCGCUAUCGCAUCUCCCGGCCUCGUCUCAUGCCGCCCGCGCGUCUCUCUCUGCUCCCAGCCCGACUUCAUCCAUCGCCACAUCCAGGCUCGUUGCUCCUGCAGAGCCGCUCCCAUCGCCCUCACGCCCGCGUCCGCACUUCUCUCUCCUACUAAAGCGCCUCGCCGUCACUUCUCUCCCUCCCCGUUGAUGUCAUUCAGUUUUCAGAACUAUGAAUCAAGCUCGUCCACGACACAGUCGACGUCUCCAGCCCAUACGGCCUCGCAGUCGGCUAACCUCUCUUCCCCCCCUUCGUCGGUCGCCAUGCAUCCCCAGUCCGUCUCCCAGUCGACUGUAACGACGUCCACCUCGUGUCCUACGCCCGCCAGCAGCGUUAGCGGGCCCGCGAGAGAUGGACAGGAUGGCACAGGAGCGGCUUCUGUCUCGUUUGUAAUGGGCCAGCCCGCGUCUGCUGCCCUGGGGAACGAUGCGAAAAGUCUCGCGCACGACCUGUCCAAUGAUGAGAAGAGUAUCAACACGCAGAAAACUUCAUCUAACGAUAAUAAUGAUCACGAUCCAAUGGAUAUUGACUUGAAAGAAGGAGGUGGCCCACCGGAGGACCUAAGCCUGGAGUCCCUCCAACGCGAUGUUGGAGAGGCGAUAGGGCUCUGCAAAUCCACCUACACUUCAUCUCUACCAACCCCCAAGUUUGAUAUCGUAUCACUUUACGGUUUAGGGCCCAUAGCUGCAUCGGUAGCUCGCACAGAUCCCGUCACGGGUGAGAAGAUAAAUCGGCUACGGAAGUCUUACGAAGGAAAGAUAAAAGGCCUGGGGCUUGCAGGGAGGAACAAGCCAGUCAAACAAGAACCAGGCGCGCCUGGAGGACUACGGAAUCUAAUGAUGUGGCCUGACGAAGAAUGGUACAACCAAAAGGUUGCUGGAAAGGAGAUAACGACUGCGGAACCGGAUACCGCAUUCUACAAACAGCAGUUGAAAGCCAUGAAACUGGAGCCAGGAUUAACGCCAAGGAACGAGUAUUGGGAAGACGUGCUCGGUCAUGAGAAACCAUCUAAGAAUGCUCCCGAGCAGCUACCGAAGAAAGCAGGUUCAAGCUCUCUUAAACAAACACCUCAGAGCAAUGGUACGCCCGUGGCCCAUCAUUCGACGGUGGUGCCUGACCCGGGAAGGCCAAAACGCGCUGGUCGAAAGAGAAGUUACCAUGACAGUAGCUUUGUUGGGUAUGGCGAAGGGUUCCCGGAUGAUGAUGAGCUCGAAGGCUCCCUCUAUUCAAACGAGGAUGAUGGAAGUACUUCAGGGAAGAAAAAACGAAAGAAGAUGCAGGAGCAUGCGGCAGGAGGUCCUCCAUCGUUCGAGCGGGGUGGCAGCUACGGUGUUGGAAUGUUCGGCAUAGGUGCCCGAUGA
Arthroderma uncinatum is the source of this 2361-nucleotide messenger RNA. RefSeq names its product threonine synthase. Gene Ontology annotation, molecular function: transcription coregulator activity. The record is from RefSeq and is a predicted model, not a curated record. Gene Ontology annotation, cellular component: mediator complex. The transcript is spliced from 5 exons. Bases 1 to 2361 code for a protein of 786 amino acids. NCBI's taxonomy places the organism in Eukaryota, Fungi, Ascomycota, Eurotiomycetes, Onygenales, Arthrodermataceae. Gene Ontology annotation, biological process: regulation of transcription by RNA polymerase II.